UGAAAGAAACCCUAUUUCCCCCACAAACGACUUUUCCUCCCCACCAUACCGGUCCGGUAUUCUUCCGUCUCCUCCCCGUCCCCAAGCUCCGAUCCCACCCAGUGUGACUCUAAAAUCUCUCCUGCAGUCUACCGCCUCCGUCGGCUCGCCGCACAGCGAGCAUCACGUCACCGCCGGCGCCUGACCCCUCCUCCUGUCACGCGCGCGCGUCGCCGUUUCCGUUCUACAUCACCUUGUCCCUACUGUCUCCGCUCGACCCGCGAUCUCGGAGCAUUGAUUCCUGAGCAUCCAGAUCCGCCCCUCUUGGGUCUGAGGUGCUCGCUGAUAUGGUGAGGAUGGAGGCGGCGGGUGCUGCUCUUGCUGUGGCCCUGCUGGCGUUCAUGGUGAGGUCUGGAGCUGAUGGCUCUGAUCACAGGUACAAGGCGGGAGAUCGUGUCCCGCUCUACGCGAACAAGAUCGGCCCUUUCCACAAUCCAAGUGAGACAUACCGGUACUAUGAUCUAUCCUUUUGUGCACCAGAUCACCCAAAGGACAAAAGGGAGGCUCUUGGUGAGGUUCUAAAUGGUGAUCGGUUGGUUGAUGCACCAUAUGAGUUGAACUUUAAGGAAGAUAUGAACUCCAAGACUCUCUGCAAGAAAACAUUGUCCAAGGAGCAAGUCGCCAAGCUCCGGGAUGCAGUUGCCAAGGAUUACUACUUCCAGAUGUAUUACGAUGACCUGCCUUUAUGGGGAUUCCUUGGUAAACUGGAGAAGGACAAAGAGCGCGGCGGUGGAAAGUGCCUUCUGUUUAAGCACAUCCACUUUGACAUCAUGUACAACAGUGACCGUGUCAUAGAAAUCAAUGUUCAGACAGAUCCGAAUGUAGCUGUGGAUAUCACAGAGGACAAGGAAGUGCCGGUAGAGUUCUCUUAUUCAGUAACAUGGAAAAAGACAGACAUUCCUUUUCAAAAACGAAUGGAGAAGUACUCCAAGUCUUCCUCUAUGCCGCAGCACCUAGAGAUCCAUUGGUUUUCGAUAAUUAACUCAUGUGUAACAGUGCUUCUUUUGACUGGCUUUCUGGCAACAAUCCUCAUGCGUGUGCUCAAGAAUGAUUUCAUUAAAUAUUCUCAUGAAGAUGAGUCCCUUGAAGAUCAAGAAGAGACUGGAUGGAAGUAUAUACAUGGCAAUGUCUUCCGUUUCCCGCCGCAAAAAUCUCUUUUUGCAGCAAUCAUUGGAUCUGGAUCUCAGCUUCUUGCCCUUGCAAUUUUCAUCUUCCUCCUUGCGAUUGUUGGGGUCUUUUAUCCAUACAACAGGGGAGCCCUUUUCACUGCCCUUGUAGUCAUCUAUGCUCUUACGUCUGGUAUUGCUGGCUACACAGCCACUUCCUUCUAUCUUCAGCUGGAGGGAACAAACUGGGUGAGAAAUCUGAUAUUGACUGGCUGCUUGUUCUGUGGGCCUCUUUUCUUGACAUUCUCCUUCUUAAACACUGUUGCGAUAGCAUACAGUGCUACAGCAGCUUUGCCUUUUGGUACUAUCAUUGUCAUUAUUCUCAUCUGGGCACUUGUAACCUCUCCUCUCCUAGUGCUGGGUGCUAUAGCUGGGAAAAAUAGCAAUACAGAAUUCCAAGCUCCUUGCCGCACAACCAAGUAUCCAAGGGAAAUCCCUCAACUGCCCUGGUACCGAAGCACCAUUCCUCAGAUGGCAAUGGCAGGGUUCCUCCCUUUCAGUGCUAUUUACAUCGAGCUGUACUACAUAUUUGCCAGUAUCUGGGGGCAUAAGAUAUACACCAUCUACAGCAUCCUCUUCAUUGUGUUCAUUAUCCUCAUCAUCGUCACAGCGUUUGUCACAGUGGCACUCACUUACUUCCAGCUUGCUGUUGAGGAUCACAAGUGGUGGUGGAGAUCUGUCCUUUGUGGAGGCUCCACUGGUAUUUUCAUCUUCUUCUACUGCAUCUACUACUACCAUGCCCGGUCAGACAUGUCAGGCUUCAUGCAAACAUCCUUCUUCUUCGGCUACAUGACCUGCGUCUGCUACGGUUUUUUCCUCAUGCUGGGAACUGUUGGUUUCCGUGCAUCACUGCUAUUUGUGCGACAUAUUUACCGUUCCAUCAAGUGCGAGUGAUCUAGGCCAGAGUGGUGACAUCAGAUAUGGCUAUCACCAGGGAAGCUCAAGAGAAGCAAAACAACAGAUUGUUAAUGGGGUUGCUUCUGAAUUUUGUGUCCAAGCAAGUUGCAUGUCCUCCAUAUGAACCUCCUCUCAAAUUACAUUAUCUUGCAAGUUCCAUUUGGAAUGAUAUAGUGUGUAGGACAGAUUAGAGCCAGCACUAUGAUGUUAUACUUGUAUCUGCUGUGUUAUUUAGUCUAACUAGUAAAAGUGCCCGUGCGUUGCACCGGGUGCGAAAUAAAUAAAUAUAACAAGUAAACAUGGAUAUGCUCUUA
Molecule: messenger RNA, 2416 nt
Organism: Hordeum vulgare subsp. vulgare (domesticated barley)
Lineage: Eukaryota; Viridiplantae; Streptophyta; Magnoliopsida; Poales; Poaceae
Product: transmembrane 9 superfamily member 2-like
Exons: 8
Coding region: 327-2099 (590 amino acids)
Biological process (GO): protein localization to membrane
Cellular component (GO): membrane
Source: RefSeq, a predicted model, not a curated record